Messenger RNA from Hermetia illucens (black soldier fly), 9546 nucleotides. RefSeq names its product mitogen-activated protein kinase kinase kinase 11 (gene slpr). The transcript has 11 exons. Gene Ontology annotation, biological process: protein phosphorylation. Gene Ontology annotation, molecular function: ATP binding; JUN kinase kinase kinase activity; protein binding. The record is from RefSeq and is a predicted model, not a curated record. The coding region runs from base 543 to 4073 and encodes 1176 amino acids. Lineage: Eukaryota; Metazoa; Arthropoda; Insecta; Diptera; Stratiomyidae.
CAAGUAUGGCCGUCGUCGUUCGUGCAAGUUGUGUCGCCCCGUGAAAAAAAUCCGCAAAUGAUGAAAAUUCCACGAAAAUCGAGCGCAAAUCGCAACCCGACCAGUGCACCGUGUCCCAAAACUGCCUGUCGCGUGUGAAAAUCGCCUUCAAGUCGGCGCAAAUGAACAGUUUUCCAGUGAAUUUCGCGAAAAUUCCGUCAUGUUUUGAGUGUCGUCGUCGAUGUCGUUGUCAUCGUUGCUGCCGUCGCCGUCGUCGUCGUUUGCCUCGAAUCGCCGCCGUCGCAGCCUCGCCAUUUCGUAGCGCGCCCCCUGCGAGACAUUUCGCAUUGGAAUUGACAAAAAUCGAAGGAGACCCCGUCGCCAGAACGCGAAUUGAUUUCGCGCGAAUUUGCUCGUCUGAUUGUUUUGAAAGUGCCAAGUGAGAGUGCCGCGCGCCCUAGUCGCCCAGUCGCCCGCCGGAGGCUGUUCGCCGUCCAGGCCGCGAGCGAGAUCUUUGUGCUGCGUGAAGUGUGUCCCGGCGGGUUGUGCCCGGUCCCCGUUGAAUGCCGCCGCUGAUCCUGCUCAACGAACUGGUGGACGCGAACACGUCGCUGAAUGGAAUGCAGACGACAGGCUCAGUGUCUCCCGAAACGUCGCCAAUUGGAACGCGCGUGCCGUCGUCGCAACAGCCCACGUCCGCCCAUCCGUUGGAGAUGAUCACCAACGCAGUAGGAAGCGACGACUUGUCCCAGGACCCCAUCAAGUACCCUCUGUGCACAGCCCUGCACGACUACAAGGCUGCCGGCGAGGAUGAGCUGUCACUCAAGAUGCGCCAGGUCAUCAUCAUCCUGUCCAAGGACAGCAAGAUCUCCGGCGAUGAGGGCUGGUGGACGGGGAAGAUCGGCGACAAGGUUGGCAUCUUCCCGUCCAACUUCGUCACGGAGGAGGACCCCAUUAACUUAGACUCGGACGACAUUAACUCCACCAUCGGCAGCAUUCAGCCCCGAGAGGUUACCUUCGAGGAGCUCGACAUCAAGGAAAUCAUCGGAUUGGGGGGCUUCGGCAAGGUCCACCGCGCCUUCUACGGCAACGAAGAAGUGGCAGUGAAAGCAGCUCGCCAGAGCACCGAAGAAGACAUCGAGGUGGUCCGGAAGAAUGUCCUGCAGGAGGCGAGACUGUUCUGGUCACUCAAGCACCCCAACAUAGUCGCCCUGAGAGGUGUCUGCCUGCAGGCGCCCAAGUUUUGUCUCGUGAUGGAAUUCGCGCGGGGCGGCUCGCUCAACAAGAUCCUAGAGUCGCCGCGCAAAAUCCCCCCAGAGGUGCUUGUUGACUGGGCUCUGCAGAUCGCCCGGGGCAUGAACUAUCUGCAUAACGACGCGCCGAUCUCCAUCAUCCACCGUGACCUGAAGAGCUCAAACGUUUUGAUCUACGAAGCAAUCGAGGGAGACAACCUUCGGGGCAAGACUUUGAAGAUUACAGACUUUGGACUUGCACGUGAAGUUUACAAUACAACACGAAUGUCAGCGGCUGGAACGUAUGCUUGGAUGCCACCGGAAGUAAUACGUCGUGGAACCUACUCCAAAGCGUCAGAUGUUUGGAGCUACGGUGUCCUACUAUGGGAGCUAUUAACAGGUGAAGUGCCAUACAAGGGUUUCGAUUCGCUAUCUGUUGCAUAUGGUGUGGCGAUUAAUACUUUAGCAUUGCCUAUACCCAAAACGUGUCCUGAGGCUUGGGGUAAACUCAUGAAAAGCUGUUGGGAGUGUGACCCACAUACUCGACCAUCUUUCAAGGACAUACUCAAGCAAUUGGAGGUUGUGGCACAAUCGAGUUUCAUUCAAACACCACAAGAAUCAUUCCACACUAUGCAAAAUGGUUGGAAGAAGGAAAUUGCUGAUGUUCUCAAGGAAUUACGCAUAAAAGAGAAGGAAUUGCGUUGUAAAGAAGAAGAACUGGCACGAGUACAAAAUCAACAAAGACAACACGAGAGAAGUUUACUUUUACGCGAACAAGAACUAAAUCUACGAGAGAUGGAAUUAGUUGGGCGUGAGCUUCAUAUGACGUUAAAUUCACAAAAUACACCUACACCGAAAAAACGUUUGGGUAGAUUUAGUAGAAUGCGUUUGAAGCUCCUGAAACGAGACAAUGCUCAAAUCUCCUACCCAGUGGAUUUUCGCCAUACAAUAACCGCAAUUCGUAGUGAUAAGCCAUGUGCAAGAACCGGUACGCCACCUGGUUCGCCAGCAGUGUCUGGAUUAAGAGUGAUUAGACUUCCCCCGACUGACGGUUUCAAAGGUAAGACGUGGGGCCCAUCGACGGCACAUCAACGUGAACGUCCAACCUUAAUGUAUCCAACGCCCGCACACUUCAGUAAAAGUGCUCCAAAUCUGGAUAAGUCAAGGAUAAUUGGUGGCGGCGUUGCAGCUGGCGGUAUACCAAAUUCAUCAUCUGGUACAGGUUACAAUAAUCAGGAUGAAUGGAGUCCGCCAAUAGCUUUAGGUCCCGAAGUGCCACUUUGUUCACCAAAUCUACUACUAAUGAAUCGAUUCACACCGAAUAUACCGAUGCCGACGUUGUAUUCGGGCGACUAUUAUCGAAAACCAAAACUAUCAGUUAUUGAAAUUUUACUGUAUAAUAUGGCGGCCCUCCUUGCGGGUGUUGCUGCUGGCUAUGAUGUUCGAAUGUCGAAUGUUUCGCCAGUGCAUCCAAUGCUGCAACCGCCAUCUAUUCUAAAUAGUAUGGAUGUAGCCAGUGAGCCAGAUGAGAAUGAGUUUGCAGCAACGAGUGAUCGAACGCUUGGAAGGAAUACCUACCAUGGACCGACCAAGCAUACUAGGCCGAUGCUUACUGCAAUGACUUUAGUUCCGGACGAUACGCCUCUGAGGCACAUCGACUCACCGCAACACUUUCUCCCAUCGACAAUAUCAACCACUAGUGGUUUAGGUUCAAAUUUCACAACAAACACUUCAAGUGGGCUAUCUUCUUCGUUAGGCGGAGUAAGCACACUACCGCCAACUCCUUCCCCACGACGAAAAACUAGUGUAUCAUCGUUCACGGAUAAUAAUACUAGUGACUAUGCAGAAAGAGAUCAUCUGAUUCGUUUGGACGGUCGUGCACCGAUUUAUGUGCCUGGAGAUUACUUAGUUAGACAACAUGUUCCAAAUGUAGAGAAAGAUUCAAUGCAGUAUGGAAGCGGCUAUUUUGGCUCAAAUUAUUUUCCCUAUCGACCAGAAGUUAACAUGGCAUACGAGCGGGACUGUAAAUCGUAUCCAGACUACUCAACCGAACAUCCACGCUACCACCCCGAAUACGGCUACGAACAACCACGACCGGCGCGUGUCCCUCAAAUGGGCAUCGCAGCUGGACAUCGACGAACUCUUUCGAAUAUAUCUUCGCAAUCUAACAUUAAUCAAGCUUUUCGAUCAGAACCGGACGAAUUGACAUCUCUGUACGACUUCAGCCAUCUGAAUUUAAGCGAUACACAGCGUAGAACAGAAAGACCAAGUGCCGGACCUGUAAAUAACUUACAAUAUCCAAAUGUAAAUAGAAUACGAGACUACGAAAACUUACCAUUCCACCAACAAAAUCAUCACAACUACCCAAGUGGAAGUCAGCCAAUGCCACCGACGAGUGCGCAUAAUUCCUACGACCAAUCCGUACUGAAUAGCCCUAACAACCUAGCCUUCGAACACGGCGGCUUAUUAGAACAGACGCACGGCAAUAAGCUGCGUUCAAGCUUGAAAAAGUAUUCAACGUCAAGUCAAAAAAUCAAUACAUGCAAUUCAGAUGCAGGAACACCAACAAAUCCUACUCCUCCGGAUUCACUGACUAGUGAUGACAGCUCAUACCUUAGCGCCAAAGAAUCAAUUUCGUCACAACAAAGCCGAGUUAGAUUUAGUCCAGAUCAACAGCAACAGCUUUAUUCCUACCCGCAUUUUUCACCACAACAACAGCAAUCGUUACUGCAGGCAAAUAAGAUCGCUUUCGACUUGACGAAUAGUCCUUUGCCACAGAAUCAUUUUAGUUCAAGUAGCGCAACAACUACCCCCAAUAAGAGGAUGUCACGAAGGCAUACUGGAGGCGAUAUGACAUCCUAGCAGUUUCUCAAUGUGAAUUAUCCAACGAAUCGGUGGCAUGGAAGACGCUCUCUUUCCGCACAUUAUGAAUAUAAGCUGUAAAGUGGAUUGAUAUAGUGUAGAUAGAUUACAGACAGGUGAGCUAUUUUAAUUAUUUGGAAGUUGAAUUUAUGCAGAACAUUGUGGAUACAAUACUAUAGUUCUAUAAAAGCGUGUGUGCAGCAAGUAGGAUUGGAAUUGGUUGAUAGAAACGCAGCAAAUUCUUCAUUGUAUUUUUGGUGAAAGCAAUUCGCAUUUGUGGGAAGGAAUAUUAUGGACUCAAUCCACGUGCUUCUCCACAGAAUAAGAUCAAAAUUCUCCCUGGAACUCCUUUUUAUUUGUUUUUUAUCUUAUACAGGUCACUUGUGAGGUAUAGCGCGUCAACCACACCUUCGCGCCACCAUUCGCUGAAAUACUCUUCAACUACCCCUAGGACUUCCCGCGAUCCCUUCUUGGAGCGACCUCCUCGCCGUCUUGAGAAAAUGCGUUCUACUGCAUAGCGUAGUAACCAAUAGAAUUUUCGCUCCUCCUUAAUAUGUGACCUAUCUACUACCACUUCGGCCUUCCGAUUAUGGCCCGACCAUGUUCUUCGUUGCAGCAUGAAAAAAGUCAUCGAUGACAAGAUGCAACCCUGGCCGAUUUCCUUUUGCACUCUGAGAUUGUACCUCGAUACAGCACGUAACAUUUUACGCCAUCAUAUGUCGCUCUGAUAAUAGCUGUCAGUUUCGCCGGAAUGCCCCUCCGGUGUAGAACACGCCAAAUACAGUCCCUGUUCACGCUGCCAAAAGCUUUCCUGAAAUCGGUAAAGCGCAGGCGAAGCGAAGAUCUAAACUCCCCGCACCGUUCCAAGAUGAUCCGUAGGGUGUUGAUGUGGUUAAUGCAGGAGAAUGGAGAACGGAAACCAGCCUGCUCUCUGUCUAUAAAGCUUUCGAGAUGUUCUUUGAUACAUUUCAAGAAUUAUUUUAACUAUUAUCUUUGCGACGGCAAGUAGCACGCUGAUAUCUCUAAAAUUGUCACACUCAAAACAGGUCUCCUUCUUUGGGAUUUUAACGAUCAUCCCCACUCUCUGAAUUUCCGUACGAGUGGAAUUGACAGAACUGCAGGUGUAACGAUAAAUAAUCUGCGAGAGACAAUCGAGCCCAUCGGCUUUACCCGCUUUGAGUGCAUUGAUGAUUGAAAUGAUUUCUCUUCAGCGAAUGUGAUACGUUUAAGAGCCAAUAUGAGGUGUUCCUUCCACUUCUUCAGUUGCUCGUCAUCGUGGAUAAAGAAUCGACCAUUAAAGUCAUCAUUCUUGAAAGAACCGUACCAACAUCUCAAAUUCAGCGGUCCCCUUUCUCCGAAAGUUUCAUGAUCCCACCCUUUGAACUGUAUUCCAUACAUUGCCACUUUUAGUCAGCAUUUCAUGCCAACUUUAAUUCAUGGAAUGGCAUAAUUUAUAGUAACCGAGCUUUGAUUCUUGUAAACUUGUGUUUCCAUUUUUAUCCAAUACAAUUGAAACUUUCAGACCAUAAAACAAAUGUCUGCGGUAGAUGGACUUCUAAAGAAAACUCUUAUAGCCUCUUGUAGCCGGCGAAUUGUUUAUUGCUAAAAGGUAGUAUCAUAAACCCAUAUUCGUAAAGCAAGAUAAAAAUGUUAGUUGUGUAUCUUGCUCAUCAAAGGAGAUAUGAAAGGAAGCAUCCUUGAAGUCCAAGUGAAUUAAAAACUGUUGGAGCUAUUAGCAUAUAAAUCUGAUACUCAAAUGGAACCAGAGAAGGGUAAAUGUCAAUUAUUAAUUCAAUUGUUCAGCCAAAAUUCAAAAAUGACUUCUUCAGCUACUUCGUUUUUGUUUCCCUUUUAACAUCAUUCUUUUUUGAUAGGAAGAUCUGUAUAAUGCCUUCAAGUUCAGCACUCCAGAUUCCUGUUUCGAGGCCUCUCUUACCUCAAGCUCAAUACCCUGGAACCGUUUGACACAUUACAUCAGGUUAAGUCUCUUCAUUUUAUGAACUUACGGCCCGAAGUUCAGAAGUCCUCAGUUACUAUGCCGUCUGUCCUAUAAAUCUUCGUCUUUUUCGCUUUAAGAAUGCCUCUAGUGCAAGAGACCAUUCAGGCUACAAAUGUUUUCACUUUAAUAUGAUUUCAAUUAAUUCGCCUUCCGGCAGAAAAGCGAUACAUAACACGAUAAUAUGAGGGUCAUCACUAAGGAGCCCUUUGCACGACCACCGUGAUUUAUGGAUCUUGUGCAAAUAAAACGGAAGAUAUCCCUGCAAGCUAAGUUAUAAGGUUAAGUAAUAAUCAACCUCGUCAUGCCUUCGGUAAAAUUAUAAUACAAUCUUUGAUGAAUCAUGUGACCCAUCCACUCCUCGACUCGCUCUCCCAGGAUUAUUGCCUUUGGCCUCCUUCUGAUAAAGCGACUCCUUCCUUGUCAUCCAUACCUUUUCGAAAGUAUAUAGAUCUUGCUCCCUGGUGCAGAGAGCGAUCAGAAUAGGUGGCUGGUUCCUAGACAAAGUGCUAGGCGGACAUUACUCACACUAGGUGUUCAGGGUACAUCUUAUUGGAAGACCCCAGCCCGCACUUUAGAACCAUAGAGAAGAACGAACUCGUCCUUGUUACCAAAGAAUGUCGGGUCUUUGACAUUAGCCAUUAGUUGGCUAAUUGUAAGUUCUUUUCCUCCACGAAUUUUGUGGAAUAAGAGGCGGUCCCUUCAGUAGUCGUGCAAUAUAACCAGUAUAAAAUAUGAAAAUUAUUUUCCAACGCUUCAACGCCACUCCGCAAAAUCGGUGUGCAAUUUUAACCAUAUAGUCCUGGAUAAAGUUUUCAAAGUUUCGUUUUAAAUCCAGAAAUAAAAGAAAAAUUUUAUCUCGUGGAUCUCGAAAAGCUUGUCAUUAUUUGGAUAAAGUCGGACUAUUCUUUGGGUAUGACAAUGCACGUAUAACGACAGCUACGCAGAUGAAUCGCUAGUUAGGGGAUGUGAUGAUGAAUUAACCAAGGAAAUGGUAUUUGCAGUUGCAUUUACUUUCGCUAGAAGCACCAGAAAUGUACCCAUGUGAUCCAAGGUUUCGUCAUCGUCAGAAUCUUUGCUAUUCAUACAUCCGAUUCCGCAAUUCGUCUUCAUAUUGCCAAUGCAGUAGAAAAUUGUCCGCUGGAAAGAAACUGAUUGAAAAUUCAGGCAAGAAGUGGUUUAAGCACCUUUCUUGCGGAUAAUAUUGGGGAUAUUGCUUGGAACGACGUGUUCUUGGUAGGAUUUUGCUUAACUGAUUAUAAAUGCUUGAACUGAGUGGAAUAUGUGGAAAAGGCGAUUAUGUGGGUAGAAUGGCAUACACAUUCCCAAUCUGGAAUAUGCAUUAUACAAUUUACAAGUUCAUAACUUCACAUUCAGAUGAUCUUCCAAAACAAGCAAGAGACAACCAUCCUUCAAGUUCACAUGUGCUCUGUAGAGAGCAAGGCAGAAUUUAUCAACAGUACUGAAAGUUGUCCAGACCAUGCAGUACUUUUGUUCUUUAUUAACUUAUUGGGAGAUUGGUUGCGACUUUUGGAAGAUGCAUCGCUUAAUGUGUUUGAAAUAUAUCGUUUUCCUUAGAGAGCUAGCUAAAGCUGGGUAAUUGCAAAGGAAAUGUCUGAAGGCAUUUCCCCUUCUCCACAAUUUCUAAAAUGCAAACCGCAUUUGUGUGGGUGGCUCAAAGGCUCUCACAAUCGGGUCUUGCUAUACUAUGGACAGAUCGUCCUUGACUUACCGCAGGUGGUGAGCCUUUGUCAUUUCUCCAUAAUCGCUUCCAAGAAGCCGACUGCACUGGCCGAAUGAAUGCCAAUAGCACAGCUCCAUCAAUCCAAUCCGCCCACCCGCCCAUUUCCCUCUAUGUUCCUAUGACUUUGAGACCAGAGGAACGUGCCCACCCAGACAAGACUUCAGUCUCUGCACUGCCUCAUCAGCCAUCAUCAUGAUCGCUCGGAUCAUGCCCCAGCCAUCGACUGGCCGCCAGAGAGAGCAACACAGUGCCGGUCUUCCAGUUUUCUUUGUUGCAAAAACCACAGCAAAAUUUUUUAAAAUUAUCUUUAAUAUCUUAAGAAUCACAUAGUAAAGUUCCAUCUACGAAAAAAGACAGUUAAAGCCUGAAUGGUCCCUUUCAUUGCUCCAAUUUAGGUGCUGAAAACUUCAAAUGCAUUUUUCUCAAAACAACAAAUUUCAAGUCUGCCGGAACGAUAUUUCAAACAAUAUUUUUUUCGUGCAUGAAAUUUUGCUACGUGAUACUUAAGGUUCUAGAGUGGGUUUCCCCCUUAGUAUGGAGGCCCAGGGAAGGAGAUGUAGUACAUUUAAGUCGUCUGUCGGGCAGGAUUGCAGCGUGCCAGUAGCACCCGCACACAUGGUUCUUUGGUCCUUUUCAGCUUGGCUUUUUCGUAUUUCUUACGAACCACUCUUGUAGACAUAGAGGGCUGUACAGGCCUUUUUAACGAUCAGUUCUAUGUUUAGUCUUCAAUUCAGUAGAAUCCAGGAAAAGGUCGGUUGUAGGCUCACCUGGAGAGCGGAAGAGUUCUGUAUGAACGAGAUGAAUACUCUCCUGCUUGAAGUCUUACCUAAAUGAUAGAUUAAGUAGCGUCCCCUCCAACAGUUGCAUUUCAACUGCUUGCCCUCAUCUGGAUUCCUCCAAGGUUUCAUCCUUGGUUAAUUUCUAUUCUCUUCUCCAUUAAUGACUUUCCUUAUUUAUUUACUUGCCCCUAUUUUCUUUAUCGAGAUGAUUUGAAACUAUUUAUUUUUUGUUGUUGAUUCGGCUGUAGAACCAAAUCGCUUCAAACCUAAACACUCUGGCUCGUUGGUGUACACAAAAUAAGUUGGCACUUAAUGUUAGCCAAAGUUUCUCGUCAAUUUUCCCCGGAAGUUUUCUGUCUCGACACCUCUUUCAACUUAUAUUAUUGGAUUUCCAUUACUUUCUCUUAUAAGGAUCUUGUCGUGAAUACUCGAAUUAAUCUUCACGAUCUUUAUAUCCUCAGCCGAACUUAAGGCAGCUAUACACAAUCCGGCAUGCCUGUGAAUUAACCCCUCUAUUGGACUGAAAACACCAUACAUGUACCGACAAGCAGGACGGCACCAUCAGUUCAACUCUGACCGUGCAAGGCAUUGAGACGUAAAUUUGAAAAAAAAUUGUGUUUGAACAUUUAUUUAUGGUUCCUAGCGAUGAAGAUGCAAAAGCAAUUCUCGCUUAAGAGUAUUUCCUUUUAAGUGAAUGAGGUUCCUUUAAUUCUCUUCAGCGGAAUCGAAAUAUGUAUACGGAGAAUUAAAGGAACCUCGCUGUUGUCGGUUGUGAUUUUCCUGGUGAUCCUUGAUAGGAGAAGUUGUCAACGAUUUCAAAGAUGUUGUAAUCUUCCAUCUUUAUUAUUCUCGUUUGACCAGUGCGAUUCGAUGUUGUUGGUUCUGUCGCUUUCGGUGCUGACGUUGCCACCAUAUAUUUCCUUUUGCCUUUAUUGAUGUGCAACCCAAGAUCUC